Xylona heveae TC161 is the source of this 1110-nucleotide messenger RNA. Its product is annotated as putative xylitol dehydrogenase XdhB. Gene Ontology annotation, molecular function: L-iditol 2-dehydrogenase (NAD+) activity. The coding region runs from base 1 to 1110 and encodes 369 amino acids. The transcript is spliced from 2 exons. Lineage: Eukaryota; Fungi; Ascomycota; Xylonomycetes; Xylonales; Xylonaceae. The record is from RefSeq and is a predicted model, not a curated record. Gene Ontology annotation, biological process: D-sorbitol catabolic process.
AUGGCUUCCUCCACCCUCACCAAGCCCAGCAAGCCCAAUGUGGGCGUCUUCACAAACCCUCGGCACGACCUAUGGAUCGCUGAAGCUGAGCCAUCCUUGUCCGCUAUCGAAAAGGGCGGCAACCUACAACAUGGCGAGGUCACAGUUGGCAUCAGAAGCACAGGAAUAUGCGGAUCCGAUGUACACUUCUGGCACGCAGGGCGCAUUGGGCCAAUGAUUGUAGAAGACACCCAUAUUCUAGGUCAUGAGUCUGCAGGAGUGGUCCUGGCAAAGCAUCCCUCUGUCGGUCACUUGGAGGUGGGAGAUCGCGUUGCAAUUGAGCCCAACAUUAUCUGCCACCAGUGUGAACCCUGCUUGACAGGGCGAUACAAUGGAUGCGAAAAUGUCCGAUUCCUCUCUACACCACCAGUAAAUGGGUUGUUACGCAGAUAUGUCAAUCACCCGGCUAUAUGGUGUCACAAGAUUGGAGACAUGUCCUAUGAACAUGGUGCCCUGUUGGAACCGCUAAGUGUAGCACUGGCUUGCAUGGACCGAUCUGGCGUCAAGCUCGGCGAUCCCGUGCUCAUCUGCGGAGCAGGACCCAUCGGGCUUGUGACAUUGCUCUGUUGCCGCGCAGCCGGUGCAGAACCGAUUGUCAUCACCGAUAUUGAUGAAGGUCGACUUGCCUUUGCCAAGGACCUCGUCCCAUCAGUGCGAACACACCAGGUUCGGCCAGGAAGCUCCGCAGAAGACUCUGCAAAGGCGGUAGUUGCAGCAGCAGACCAUAUCGAGCCUGCAAUAGCACUAGAAUGCACAGGGGUGGAGAGCAGUGUUGCAACUGCAAUUUACGCCACAAAAUUUGGUGGCAAAGUCUUUGUCAUUGGUGUCGGAAAGAAUGAGAUAAACAUCCCCUUCAUGAGGUUGAGUACUCGCGAAAUCGACCUGCAAUUUCAAUACAGAUACUCAAAUAUGUGGCCAAAGGCCAUCCGGCUCGUCCAAGGAGGAGUAAUCGAUCUUGGAAAGUUGGUGACGCAUCGGUUCGAUUUGGAGGAUGCCGUCAAGGCAUUUCAGACAGCGGCGGAUCCGAAGACGGGGGCAAUCAAAGUCCAAAUUCAGAGCGGUGGUGAUUGA